Messenger RNA from Thrips palmi, 2171 nucleotides. It is a transcript of the gene TTLL12, whose product is annotated as tubulin--tyrosine ligase-like protein 12. Bases 162 to 2027 code for a protein of 621 amino acids. The record is from RefSeq and is a predicted model, not a curated record. NCBI's taxonomy places the organism in Eukaryota, Metazoa, Arthropoda, Insecta, Thysanoptera, Thripidae. The transcript has 2 exons. Gene Ontology annotation, biological process: protein modification process.
UUAUUUGAACAUUGACAACAAAAGCUUCUCAGCGCGGUCCUUCGGGCAGAUAUACACGUCACACCUACUUUCGGGAGAACUGCCAGGCUGUGCCCGACGAGACGAGGUUGGAGCAGAACACGACAAUAUUUGUUUUGGGACGUCUUUGAAACCUUUUCAGGAUGGAUUCCCUCACAUUUGAAGAUUUUCUGACGCUUCACAAGCCGCAGCUGGAGCUCGCUGCCGUGCCUCAGCAUCUUUGGGAAACUCUCUUUCAGAAACUCGUGAACCAGGUGUUUGAUGCUGGUGAGAAGUUUUCGAUGUACAUGGUGGACUACGAGUCCAAGGAACGUGAAGAAGGCGAUCCGGUGUACAGCGUCUUUGUGUCGACGCAGAACGGGAUAAGUGCAUCAGAUCCAAGCCAUAUCUAUCUGAUUGAUCAUGCCUGGACUUUUACUGCUAGUGAUGCUCAGAAACAUUUGCGGCAUGUCCCCGGACUGUUAGAGAGAAUGGCUAGGCUCAUGGGAUGCGAUGAAGAUGUGUCUGUCGAUGAAGCAAGAGAAUUUGUAUCAAAGUAUAUGUGGAACUACAGCCAAACUUAUUCUGUAGCCAACAACAUGAAUGUCGAGGACAGGUUGCCUGUGUGGUAUAUAAUGGAUGAGUUUGGCUCUGCAAUUCAACAUUCGUCUGAUCCCAACUUCCGCGUGGUUCCAUUUGUGUUCAGUCCUGAGCAGGUCACCUACUCUAUUCUUUUCCCAAUCCGUGAUGUAGAACUUAAUGGAGAAGUGACGAGAAAUUUCAUUGAAGGCUGUUUGCAAACUGAUUCUGACUCUAAGAAGGCUCUGCUCAUUCCUUGGUUUCCAAAUGAGUUCACUAAUCAAUGCUUUGUCCAGGAAGAACCAGCACCAAAAUAUUUUCUUGAUGGACAUGAAGUAGAGACACUUCCUGAUUUGGAUAUUCUUACUCAGACUCCUAAAGAUAAUGACAAAACUAAAGUUUGGAAAGUUUUUGCAGAAUAUAAAUACAUUCAUGAGUACCUGAACCAUCCUCAGUUCGUUUUUAUUGAUAAUGAAACUGAUGCUGACAUUCUGUGGACAACAACCCAUUUCAAAAAGUUCAAAGAGUUAAGUGAAUCAACUCCACAUAAGUUCAUCAAUCAAUUUCCCUUUGAGCAUGUCCUUACCGUAAAAGAUCUGCUUAGUGUGGUAUGUCGCAGAAAACUUGGGAAAGGUGUCAAAACUUACGAUGAAGAUACACUGGAAACCUUCCCCUCAUGGCUUCCUACUACUUUUAACUUGAAAACAGAGCUCCCCAAGUUUGUAAGUUAUUACCAGCAAAGGGAAGAGAAAGGUUUGGACAAUUUGUGGAUUUGUAAGCCAUGGAACCUGGCAAGAGGUCUUGAUAUGCAUGUUACAGAUAAUUUGAGGUACAUUCUUAGACUGCCCUUCUCUGGCCCCAAGAUUGCUCAGAAAUACUUGCACAACCCAGUUCUGUUUUGUAGACCUGAUAUUGGCAGAGUAAAGUUUGAUGUACGAUAUGUUGUCCUCCUAAAAAGUGUGAAACCUCUAGAAGUUUAUGCGUAUCGCAACUUCUUCCUGCGAUUUGCCAACAAGUCCUUUGACCUGUCUGAAUUUGAUGAUUAUGAAAAGCACUUCACAGUGAUGAACUAUACUGAAGCUCAACUUUGUAAGAUGCUCCACAACGAAUUUAUUGAUGAAUUUGAGAAGCAGUACCCUAGUCACCCUUGGAAAGAAGUUGAAAAAGAUAUCUUUGAAAUGUUGCGUGAAGUGUUUGAGUGUGCAGCCCUGAAGGCCCCGCCUUGUGGAAUAGCGCCAAGCCCUCAGUCCAGAGCUGUGUACGCAGUGGACCUUAUGUUAGACUGGCAGCACUGUCCGAGAAACAAAGACAAAAUUCAACCAAAGUUGCUGGAGAUAAACUGGACCCCUGAUUGCCGCAGAGCCUGUGAAUAUUAUCCUAACUUUUAUAAUGAUAUUUUCUCACUGCUGUUCUUGGACACCUGUAAUGAGGAUGUUUUUGUGUCACUGUGAAUUACUUAGGAAGAAAGGGGAACUUUUCACCAUCCAUGAUCAUAAAUAACCCUUUAUUGAAAUUGUCAAAUUGUGUUGCUUUCUAAUUUGAAUUUUUGAAAUACAUUGUAAGAGAUAUUUAUCUUCCCAUGGGGAAAAAAAUGU